Messenger RNA from Cotesia congregata, 3950 nucleotides. Lineage: Eukaryota; Metazoa; Arthropoda; Insecta; Hymenoptera; Braconidae. The record is from the annotation of a GenBank genome assembly.
AUGUCGCCGGAGAUGAACCAACAGAAAAUCUGUGUUUUUUGUAAUGAUCCGGAGGAUAAUGAAAUAAAGUAUGGGAAAAUAUAUCAACACAAUGGAAUUAUUACUCAUUAUUAUUGUUUGGCUGAUAAAUCGAUUGAUCCAACUAGUGACAUACCGUUGGACCAAUUAUUGACACCCUUAAUGCUUACUUGAAUCCUUGGCUUUCUUCCCGCCGAUAUAAACCGAGAACUAAACCGCGGGAAGAGACUAAUCUGCGUAUUCUGCAAAAGAAAGGGCGCAACCCUCGGUUGCGUCAAUAAAAAAUGCAAAAAAGUGUUCCACUUACCCUGCGGCCUAAAGAACAACACCCUGCACCAAUUCUUCGACCAAUUCAAAUCAUUCUGCCAAUCCCACCGUCCAAAGCAGCACAUUGACAGCACAGUCCUUAAAUCCACCCCAGAACGCACAACAUGUUGGAUUUGCUUCGACUCGGCAUCCCGACAUGAUGUCUUCAAGACUCUUUGGGCGCCAUGUUGCAAAAAGAACGCUUGGUUCCACCGGAACUGUGUUCAACAAUUGGCCCUAAGCGCUGGAUACUUCUUCAAGUGUCCUCUGUGCAAUAACAAGAAAGAAUUCCAAAGCGCGAUGCAAGAAUGCGGAAUAUUCGUUCCAAGCCAGGACGCUUCCUGGGAACUGGUUCCAAACGCGUUCCAGGAACUGCUGUACCGCCACAACAGAUGCGACGCUCAGGAGUGCCAGUGUCCUCAAGGCCGUGACUACAACAGCUCCACCAAUUCCUCCUGGGAGAUGGUUCUCUGCCGAACUUGCGGUUCUCAAGGAACUCACGUUCGCUGUACGAACCUAAAAUGGGCCAAGUCCUGGGAUUGCAACGACUGUGUCUCAAUUCUCUCUAAAAAGUUCUCAGAAACCACCACCAGAAUCAAUGGAACCGUUCCGCAUGAUAUUGACGUUAAUAUUGACAGUGACGAUGAAGAUUCUUCAAGAAGUGUCACUAAAGCUCUGGAACUUGCCUCGAUUAAUCUUAAACCUGGACCCAGGUCUGCUAAGCUCAAACAGCUUCAUCAGACUGCUCAACAACUUACGGAACCUACGACGAUUCAACAGCUUAAAAGCAUUCUUGAUGAACAACAAGCGGUUCCAGGUUCCUCUGAUACGCUAAGGAACAAUUCAGAGGAAGAUGAAAUUUCUAUUCUUGAAGUUAGAAAAGUUACUCCGCAAAAUUCUCCUGAGAAAAUUCUUCAGGCUGUUAAAUAUCCUGAAUUGUCUAUUCAACCGAGAAAAUCUUUACCUGAAACUUCUAAUCAAAAACAAAAUGAUGUUUCGAUUUUUAGAAGUAAUGAUAGUCAAAGAUUGAAUUCAGUUCCUGGAACGGUUCCUGGAACUUCUUCUAGAACAUCGGUUCCUGGAACUUCUGUUCCAGGAACUGUUGUUCCUGGAACUUCUUCUAGAACAUCAGUUCCUGGAACAUUUGUUCCCUUAACACCGGGUCCUGGAACUAUUGUUGGUGGAACCUUUGUUCCUAGAACAUUGGUUCCUGGAACUUCUGUUCCUAGAACAUCGGUUCCCGGAAUUUCUGUUCACGGAACAUCGGUUCCUGGAAUUUCUGUUCACGGAAUAUCGGUUCCUGGAACUAAUAUUGAUGGAACUUCUGUUCCUAGAACAUGGGUUCCUGGAACUAUUGUUAAUGGAACUUCUGUUCCUAGAACAUCAGUUCCCGGAACUGAUGUUCCUAGAACACCGGUUCCUGGAACUGAUGUUCCUAGAACUAUUGUUCCUGGAACUGAUGUUCCAAGAACUAUUGUUCCUGGAACUGACUCAAUACAAGAACCUUUAGAAGGAACAGCAAGAUGUAGACAAGAUAUUAUGUUAAAUAAAUCAAAUCAAGGUUCCAAAAGUAAUAAAAUUAUUGAAGAUGUUAUAGUUGUUGACAGUGAUGAUGAAAAUGAUGGAACAACAGCACAGCCUGCUGAAGAAUUAGCAUCACAGUCUCAAAAUGAAUUAUUGAAUCCAGACGACGGGCUGAUGAAUAUCAAGAUUCUUGAUGUGACUUCUUUAGCUCCGGAAGAAUUCGCCCGGGUGCCAGAUAAUUCAACUAACGUAGUCAAUGAUUUGGAACCAGUUCAGAAUUCUGAGUCUAACUUGAGUUUUUCGACAAGUGAAAGCAUUACCAGUGAAAGUUCUUCGGGAGCGUUUAGCAAAAGAAAAGCAGACUCACCAUCGGUAUUGUCAACUUUGGUUGAUAGGGUUAACAAUGUGAUUGAUACUAACACCCGGGAACUUAUGCGAGCUUCGCUUCCGCCAAAGAAACCAAGAUAUGGUCCCAAUAAUUCUGCAAGUGGUACAACGACUGAUCUUAAUCCUACAGCGCCUACGACGCCUACGACACCUAGCGUGUCGAAUUUUGCCACAGGGAUGACUAGAAUUGUUCCGCCGAGUAAUUAUAUGCAAAAUCAUGUGGUUUCUUAUGCUGGAGGAAUUUCUUUAGCUAACUCUGCGGUUAUCAAAUUCUGUGAUAAGCAGUAUAUUCUUCCUUUGGGGCCGCCAAACAAUGCAGCGACGAUGUCUUCUGGAGGAAAUGAUCAGCAAAUUACUGCUCCGAACCUGCUAGCCAGUUCAAUCUACCAGCACCAGCAACACCAGCAACAGCCACCGUCGAACCAGUACCAGAGGCACAUUCAUCAUCACCACCACCACCAUCAUCUCCACCAGCAACCUCAACUUCAAUCUCAACCGCGGGCCGAGUCACCCCCAGAAAAACCAGCGCCUUGGAGACACGAGUUCUUAACCAAUUCACCUCUUCAGGCGAUUCGGGAGCGCCAUCCAGCACCGAGGUCUUAUCCAGGCUCUCAGGCCACGCGAAGGGUCCAGCAGCCUCCUCAGGUCAGCCAGGCGAAUCAGGCGCAGCCAGAACAAGAGUCACAAAAACAAAAAAGCACAACCCAACAACCAACGAUCAACACAACGACGACUGCUCCAGAAGUGAUCGAUUUGGAGUAAAGGGUCAGAAGAUUUUAUUAAGAGACUUAAAAUUUCGGAUGUGUUCUAACAAUUCUCUUGAAAUAACAGCGUACGAUAAUUAUAGAAUGAACAUAGAUUUAGAUAGUGCGAUAAAGUCAGACGAUGGUCAACGAUUACGUUCCGGGCGGAAUAAUGUUUGCAUAGUAAAGCCAAGGUCUUCGCGGGUUCGUGGACCUAAAUCAAAGCGGAUGAAAUAUGAAAACAUAUCCAGUUCCAUAAAUAAUAAUAGCAACCCAGAUGAUAAUAAUUUAUUAACUAACGACAGUGCUUCCGACAGAAUAAAAGGCGAUAACUCAGCUGAGUCUUCAACAGUGGCGAUACCUAACUCAGGAAGUAGUAGUUACAAUUAUCACCAGACAACAGACACUGCCAAAGAAAAUCUUAAGCCGAUAAACAAUGAUGAGAAUUUAAAUGGCGAUUUUAAUGGACGGAAAUUACGCUCGUUAAAAUGUCUUGGUGAUAUUGAUCAUCAAAAUUCGGAUAAUAUUAAUAAUAAUGAUGUUGAAAAUUCUGAAAUUAAUUUUGUAAAUAAUGAAGAAAUUACAGAUAAAAAUUUGUCAAAUGAAAUCCAAGAUGGCGGUAUGAGCUGCCAUGUUAGCAUUGAUUUAAAUCGUAUUAAAUCUUUAAUUGAUGCUAAGCCUAAUUUAUUUAUCAAAAAAACUCAGAGUUUUGAUAAAUUAUUCUAUUUAACUGAAGAUCAGCUUAAUACAAAAUUUAAUAAUGGUAAAUUAAAACGUAGCUGCAGUUGUGAUAGUAUUUUUACACCCAAUCAAUCGCAAACUAUUGCAGCGCCACCUGUUGGUGGAACUGCGGCUGGUGAAACUGUUCCAGGAACCGUGACUGAUUUUGGAGAAAAAGAAAUUUUGGAAGUAAAAAAAGGCAGGAAGAGAAAAAGAGGACGAAGUUUUAGAAAUAAUGGUAGAGUUAGAUAA